Messenger RNA from Solanum lycopersicum (tomato), 864 nucleotides. Its product is annotated as zinc finger protein 3-like. Lineage: Eukaryota; Viridiplantae; Streptophyta; Magnoliopsida; Solanales; Solanaceae. Gene Ontology annotation, biological process: negative regulation of abscisic acid-activated signaling pathway. The record is from RefSeq and is a predicted model, not a curated record.
AUGAAAAAGCCAUCUUCUAUUGAGGCUUCUAGCAUAUCGCCAACCUUAGAAGAAUCUCAUGAAGUUGUCACAAACACGAAGAAAACAAAAGAAAAAGUUGUGGAAGGCUCGCAAUUGAAGCCAUAUGUUGGUGUAAGGUUUGAUCACAAAGAUCAUGAUGGUUACGACAACAACAUAAAUACUAAUUGUUCAAAUCAUGAACUCAAUCUUUUUAGUUCUACUCCGGCUCAUGCUAGUGAGUCUUCCAACGAGGCAAAGCCCAAGGAGAGGCGUUCCUCGGAUGCUAAGACUUUCUCUUGUAACUUUUGCAAGAGAGAAUUCUCCACUUCCCAAGCCUUAGGGGGACACCAAAAUGCUCAUAAACAGGAGAGGGCAUUGGCUAAAAGGAGAAAUGGUCUUGUUGAUGUCGUUUCACCUUUUGUCCCUCACAAUUAUCAUCCCUACUACAAUCCCUAUUCAAAUUUCAACUCACGCAUACCAUUUCAUGGUUCUUUUGCUUCUCGAUCAUCAUCGCUUGGUGUUCAAGGAGAUUCUCAUGCAAUUCUUGAGCCUACUUCCUGUCAGAAAUGGCCAUUUUUUUCUAGCUACAAUUUUCCAUUUAACCCUGAGAAGUGGUCAUCAAGCUCAUCAUUUUUUAGGACAGAAAAUUACAACAUGGGUAAAAUUGGAACAGGAAGUGUUUCUUUGGAGAAUUCCUCUAAUUUUGAGAACAAAAAAAGUGGAAAGGGUUUGAAUUUAAUGAAUUCACCCAUCGAUGUUGAUAAUCUUGAUGGAAAUAAUUAUACGAAAAUGAAUUUAGGAGAGGAGGAAGAAGAAAAGAAUAAUGAAGAAGAAGAAGAGCUUGAUUUGAAUCUAAAGCUUUAG